AUUUCACAACCCAGCCCAGACAGGAUUAAAGAGAAAUACACAAGUAAACAAAUAGCGGCCUCGUAAAACUGGACGUGCUGCGUGGGGAGCGGAGCCUCUGGGCCGCUGGUCAAACUGCCCCUGUCAGAGGAAAGGAGUUGCUUCCUGUUAUUUCCAUUGAAAUACUUGUCCCAGUCGUUAGCCGGCAGGCUUUUGCAGGAUGGCACCGUGCGCGCAGACGGGCUCCGGCCGCCUCUCCCGAGGGCUCCUGCUGCUCUGGGCACUCCUGGGGACCGGGCUCUGCCACACAGGCGCUGAGGUGGAGGGCUUUGGCCAGGAUGCCAGGACGAGCCCACCCGUGCCCAUGUUCAACUGGACGGCCCAGCUCGUUGAAGAGACGUAUACCAACAUCACGCAGAAGUGCUGGGAGUUCUUCGUCGACCUGAUGAAGAACGUGACAGUGUCGGAGCUGUGCGAGUGGAAAGUCAUCAGCAGGCCCUACAGCUUCCUGCAGACCUGCCUGGAGACCUGGGCCGACCACCUGCACUACGGCUACCCCAACGCGCUGGCAGAGCGGUACAUCUUCCAGAGCCACCACCGCUACUUCCACAACUGCACCCUGGAGCACCAGGUCUACUUCGACCCGCCCGAGGACGUGCUGCUGGCCAUGAUCAUCGCCCCCAUCUGCCUCAUCCCCUUCCUGGUCACCCUGGUCAUCUGGCGCAGCAAGGACGGCAAAGCCCAGCCCUAGCGCCGCUGCCCGGGCACCCGCGGCCGCCCCGCUCUGCUGCCUGCGGCGGGCAGAAAGCGGGCAGCGGCGGCCCUGCAGGUCCUGCGCCCGGGCGCUGCCCCACGCUUCCCGCCCCCCCCCCUCCCCGCCCCGGGCUGCGGGGCCACCGGUCGCUUCAGCAGCCCCGGGGGGGGGGCCCGGGGUUACCGGCACACGCUGCCGGGGCGGCCGGUUCCCGCUGUGCCGCCGGCGGCGCCUCCCCACCCCGUCCCUCGCUCCACCGCCGGCCCCGCGGCUGGGGAUUAAACGCUUCUUCCCCC
Molecule: messenger RNA, 1029 nt
Organism: Harpia harpyja (harpy eagle)
Lineage: Eukaryota; Metazoa; Chordata; Aves; Accipitriformes; Accipitridae
Gene: RAMP2
Product: receptor activity modifying protein 2
Exons: 5
Coding region: 200-730 (176 amino acids)
Biological process (GO): G protein-coupled receptor signaling pathway; protein localization to plasma membrane; receptor internalization
Cellular component (GO): membrane; cell surface; signaling receptor complex
Molecular function (GO): coreceptor activity
Source: RefSeq, a predicted model, not a curated record